Cynara cardunculus var. scolymus (artichoke) is the source of this 2262-nucleotide messenger RNA. Its product is annotated as F-box protein At-B. The transcript is spliced from 5 exons. Gene Ontology annotation, molecular function: protein binding. Bases 1 to 1911 code for a protein of 636 amino acids. Gene Ontology annotation, biological process: SCF-dependent proteasomal ubiquitin-dependent protein catabolic process. The record is from RefSeq and is a predicted model, not a curated record. NCBI's taxonomy places the organism in Eukaryota, Viridiplantae, Streptophyta, Magnoliopsida, Asterales, Asteraceae. Gene Ontology annotation, cellular component: SCF ubiquitin ligase complex.
AUGUCAACAUUAACGAGGUGGAGGAGGAGAGCGAAAGCCGGCCAUUCCGUGAUGGAUCAUAAAAAAGGAACCACCGCCUCCGCCAUCGUAGGCGGUUAUAGCUUACUGGAAAGGAUACCGGAAAGCAUCCUCAAUGAAAUCUUCUCGAGAUUAGAACCGGAGACACUGACGACGCUUUGCUCGGUAGCAUGCGUUUCACGAACCCUUAACUCCUCCGUCAACAAACUUCUCUCCUCUUUCUCAUCCGUAGAUCUCUCGGCGUUUUCCGUCGAUUCUCAGACAUUUGAUGGAAUUAUUAGAAGGUUCAGGAAGAUCGAGAAGAUCACCUUGGAUUGCCUCCGUCUCAAUGAUUCUUCGAUCAGAAGUUUUCUCGGACCAGAUGUUGAGGAAUUGAUUUUGUUGAAAUGCUCUUCACUCUCUUACAGACUUCUUUCUAGCAUUGGAAGAACUUGUCCAAAUUUAAGAGUGCUUACGCUGGAGUUUUCUGGCUUUAUUGACAAGUCUGCAGUAUUCGAUUUGAAACUUGAAGACUCACUUGGAAGUUGUCGGUUCUUGGAGUCUCUUCGAAUUAAAGUCCGUGGAGGAGAAAUCAACGAAUAUGGCUUUAUGUUGCUUGGUAUCUACCAUUUGCUGCCCCAAACUGUCAAGAUUCUUAAGCUUCAGCCAGCUAGUGUAUUGGAUACUGUUAUUUACCUCAGAACAUUUAACUAUACCAAUCUUGGAAUCCUGAUUGCUCCCGCAUCUUUCGGACAGACGUUGACACACCUAUCGUUAGUCUUGGAUUGCAUCACUGAUGUCCUUCUUCGCUCUAUUGCACACUCUCUUCCCCUAUUGGCUGAGCUUGAUCUUAAAGACCGACCCACAUCUGAACCAUCUGAUGACUUGUCUGACGUAGGGAUUCAGUCACUAGUCGGUUGUCACCAUCUAACUAGCCUCUCUCUUGUCCGAAGUCGCCAACAUUUUGCCACCUCGUUCAAAAGAACGACUGAUAUGGGCAUGUUUUUGCUUUCUGAAGGUUGCAAAGGGCUAGAAUCUAUCCGACUUGGUGGGUUUUCUAAAGUUAGCGAUGCUGGAUUCACUUCAAUUUUGAAUUCAUGUUUCAACUUGAAAAAAUUCGAAAUUCAAUACGCUUCCCUUUUGACAGACUUAGCAUUCCAAGAUAUCAGUAAGGCUCCUAGGUCUCUUACAGACAUAAAAUUGGUGUCGUGUAGUUAUAUAACAAGUGAAGCAGUCCGUGAACUCGCUUCAUGUAGUGAUUUGGAGAUUCUCAAUUUACUCGGCUGCAGAAGUGUAGCAGAUUCGUGUCUUACCAACGUUUCACGCCUUAAAUUCUUGACAACCCUAAACUUAGGAGGCGCAGAUGUUACCGAUAAUGGUAUGUCCGUUUUAGGCAACGGGAAUGCUCCCAUUUCGACAUUGUCUUUAAGAGGCUGCAAAAGGGUAACCGAUAAAGGGAUUGCUUUUUUGUUUAGAAAUGAAGGAAAGAUCAGAAAAAGUUUAUCGUCUCUCGAUCUUGGUCAUAUGCCGGGUAUAACAGAUGAUGGCAUUAGGACUGUUGUUGAUGGGUCUUUAGGACUUGUAGAUUUGUGCAUUAGGAAUUGUUUUCAUGUCACGGAUGCUUCCGUGGAGGCUUUGGGUUUAAAGGGUAGAAGAUUUGAAAGUGAAAAAAGUAAAGUUUUAAGAAGGAUUGAUGUUUAUAAUUGUAGCGGGUUAUCAAUUGAAUCUUUAAGAUUGCUGAAAAAGCCUUUGUUUUGUGGUUUACAAUGGAUUGGAAUUGGACGGACCAGAUUGAUUUGUGGAGAUGUAGGGUUGGAUGAGAUUCAGAAGGAAAGAAAAUGGGUGACCAUUUGUAGGGAUGGUUGUGAGAUGGGAUGUCAUGAUGGAUGGCAAUAUCAUAAGUUCGGACUCUAAUUCGACGACUUUUUGCAAACUAUGAUGACCAUCUUGUAUUUUCGAAAUUGUAGGGACGAAAAGUGUUACAAUCGGCAGACUACAGGGGCCAGAUUUGUAGUUUAGUCUAAAAUGUAUUAAAAUGGAAGGAAAGAAAAUGGGUGAGUAUUUGUAGGGAUGGUUUGCGAGAUCAUAAGUUUGGACUUUCAAUCUGAGGGUUUUUUGCAUGAUGAACCGUUUAGUAGUUUGGGAAUUGGAGGGAUGAAAAGUGUUGUAACUGACAAACUACAGGGGCCAAAUUUGUAGUUUACAUAAAAUGUAUCAAAAUGAUGUAAUGACUAACGAAGUUUGCCUUAGGUUUUAUGUAGUGUA